Messenger RNA from Giardia duodenalis, 504 nucleotides. RefSeq names its product Qb-SNARE 2. Bases 1 to 504 code for a protein of 167 amino acids. The transcript has a single exon. Lineage: Eukaryota; Fornicata; Diplomonadida; Hexamitidae. The record is from RefSeq and is a predicted model, not a curated record.
AUGCCCGCCCCCAACUUUGCGGCCGCCGUCGAAGACCUCGCCCGCACGGCCUCUCUGCCCUCCCCGCCACUGGCCACGCUCUGGAUUCGCCUCAAUGAGCUUCGUGCCCAGCUGCAGGCGUCGGCCCCUGAGCUAGCAAAGACAGAUGUCCAGUAUCUUCUAGAGAAGCUUCAAUAUAUUGAAGAUGAUAUCAAGGCGCUGGAAGACCAGGAGCGCAUGCAUCCAGCCUCGGAAAUUGCUGACACGCAGGCUUUCGACCUCUCUGCAGCCCAUCGGUCAGCAGACGAAACGAUCGCUUUGGCGCUCCACACAACCUCUGCGCUCCAUGAUCAGACAGGGCACAUAAACGUCUUGCUAGAAAAAAUCUCAAAUCUAGGGUCCAAAGUAACCGUCGGCCGACACUUGCUCUCUAGCCUUCUGCGCUCCGAACAGGCCGGCGCAGUCAUCAUACCUCUGCUUCUCAUAGUUAUCUCAUUAGUAUAUUUACUUAUGAAGCUACUUUGA